Perognathus longimembris pacificus (Pacific pocket mouse) is the source of this 720-nucleotide messenger RNA. It is a transcript of the gene Ppp1r2c, whose product is annotated as PPP1R2C family member C. The record is from RefSeq and is a predicted model, not a curated record. Gene Ontology annotation, molecular function: protein phosphatase inhibitor activity. Bases 1 to 720 code for a protein of 239 amino acids. Gene Ontology annotation, biological process: regulation of signal transduction. The transcript is spliced from 2 exons. NCBI's taxonomy places the organism in Eukaryota, Metazoa, Chordata, Mammalia, Rodentia, Heteromyidae.
AUGGCCGCCAGAGUGGGCCUCAAGGAGUUGGUGAUGAUAGCGGUGACCAAGGAAACGCCCUUUGUGGCGCAGUCUGUUGCUUCUGGCUGGAGCGCGGCAAGCAGCUGCUCUGCAGCCCAAUCUUCUUCAGCUGCUUUGCUGCCCAAUAUUAGUGCGGCCCCUGGUUUCUCAGAAAUGUCAGCCUCCACUGGUUCCCAUAGGCCCAUCAAGGGGAUUCUGAAGAAUAAGGUAUCGUCAUUUUCUUCAGUGGAGGCUCCAGUUCAGCAAUACGGACAGAAUAAUGCCAAGGAAGUACACCGCAAGAAAUCCCAGAAGUGGGAUGAAGCCAGCAUCUUGGCAACAUUCAAUCCAUCUCACCAUGACUACAAUUUAAAGAAAGUGAACCAGCCAGUUAAUCCUCAUCUUCAGACACAAGAUGACGGGGAAGAUCUAAUCAAAGCAGAUGGAACAGAAGCCUUGACUCCGGACAUGUUAGCAGAAAAAGUAGCCGCCAUGGACACUUUUGGGACCUGCCAUCAGAAGAAAGACUCAGAAAACAACCAAGCAUAUUCCAACAAACACAUCUUGACCAAAGUAGAGAGACAGCGGCAGUUUGAGAUGAGAAGAAAACUUAACUGCAGUGAAGGAUUUAACAUCCAGUUAGCAAGACAACUGAUUUGGGAAGAGCUUCAGGCUGAAGCUGAGGAAGAUGAAAAACAACAACCUACUACUACUUUGUGA